Monascus purpureus is the source of this 750-nucleotide messenger RNA. The record is from the annotation of a GenBank genome assembly. Lineage: Eukaryota; Fungi; Ascomycota; Eurotiomycetes; Eurotiales; Aspergillaceae.
AUGGUAGACAUCGUUCCCCUCUCCUCAUACCCCAGCUACAUCGACCUCCUCCCCUCCAUCCAAACCUGCAACAUCACCAACCUUCCCGAGAACUACUUCUUGAAAUACUACCUUUACCAUGCCCUGACAUGGCCCCAACUGAGCUUCGUGGCCGUUGUGCGCCCGAAGAAUGGCCACGCCAAACAGAAUCGCAAACACGGCCCCUCCGGGCCUGGUGACGGAUACCCCAAGGUGGUAGGAUACGUUCUUGCGAAAAUGGAGGAGGAACCGACCGACGGUAUCCCGCAUGGGCAUAUUACUAGUUUGAGCGUCAUGAGGACGCAUAGACGAUUGGGCAUUGCGGAGAGGUUGAUGAGGAUGUCUCAGAGAGCAAUGGCUGAAUCGCACCGAGCUCACUUCGUCUCCCUGCACGUCCGUGUCUCGAACUACGCCGCCCUCCACCUCUACCGCGACACGUUGGGAUUCGAAGUCGAAAAAGUAGAGGCCACAUACUACGCAGAUGGAGAAGAUGCAUAUGCCAUGCACUUGAGCCUGAAAGAUCUCUGGCUUGACUGGGACGCGGUCGAGAAGCGGGACAGGGAGAAGGCGAAGAAGGAAGGCGGCGAUGAUGAGCACGCGGAUGAGGGCGACGAAGUCGGGGAAUUGGGCAAGAAGGAGAACGAGAAGGAGAAGAUGAUUCGGGUUAAGGUUGGGAGAGGAUUGGGGGUUGGGGACCUCGUUGAGAGGAAUGAAGCGCAGCAGAGUCAGUAG